CUUAUACAAGCAAAUCUAUCAAUCAUAUAAUGCAAGAUUACAUUAAAAGUCUUGCUGCCAUUUGCGCGGCUCCAUGUGGCUGGAACUCUGCAACCACUUUGCAGCCUUCAUUGCAGCCUCAUUUCCUUUCAUUUGCUGCCACUUGUGCAGCUCCAUGUGGCUGUACUUGCUGCUACUUUGCAGCCUUUCAUUUGCAUUUCAUUACAGCCUCAGUUCAUCAACAUUUGCAGCAUAGCUUGCUGCACUCUGCUGCUACCGUGCUUUGGUGCAGCCUUCCUUCUUCAUUUGCUGCCCCUUGUGCAGCUCUGUUUUCAUUUGCUGCCACUGGUGCAGCUUUCUUUCAUUUGCUGCCUCUUGUGCAGCUUUCACACCACAACUCCAACAUGGAGGCUAUAGUAAAAGGAGCAAUCAAGGGCAUAUUAAGUGGAACAGAUUCAACCAUGCCCAAGUACGAAUCAUCAUCUGAUUCAGACGAUGAACCUACCGGACUUGGAAAACAUGGGAGGCUGUUUGGGCGCCAAAGACCGAUGCAUGAUGUUCUGGGAGGGGGAAAAGUUGCGGAUGUGCUAUUAUGGAGGAACAAUAGAGUUUCAGCUGCAUUGUUGGUUGGGGUGACAAUGAUUUGGUUUCUAUUCGAGGUUGUUGAGUACAACUUCUUAACCCUCCUCUGUCACAUUUCCAUGACCACAAUGCUUGUAACCUUCAUAUGGUACAGGACAGCAGAAUAUACGAAUUGGCAUCCUCCGAACAUCCCUGAGUUGUUACUGAGACAUGAAGCUACCUUGAACGAUGUCGCUUCAACAUUCCACAGAAGAUUCAAUCAGCUCAUGUCAAAUUUCCUAUACAUCGCUCGUGAAAGCGAUGUAACAGGUUUCUUUCUGACAAUCAUUUCUCUAUACGUACUGUCCGUGAUUGGAUCCUGUUUCAGCUUUCUGAAUUUCCUUUUUAUUGGCCUCCUGUGCCUGCUAACACUACCAUAUCUGUAUGAUCAAUAUGAGAAUGAAGCUGAUGCUUUUGUUGGAAAAUUGAGCCGGCGGGCAAAGAAAUCAUACAAAAAGUUUGAUUCAAAUUUUCUUAACAAGAUACCAAGAGGGCCAGUGAAGGACAAGAAAGCCUUAUAAUAAGCUACUGCACAAGAAAAUGCAGAGUUCAUCAUAAAUUUAGAUGUUCAUUGUACAGAGUUAAUUUGUUUUUUGUGUGGAAUUGUGAAAAUGUUGUUUAAUUUGAGCUUAUUUACAUGGUUGAAAAUGAAAUAAAGUGAUAUUAGAGCUCUACAGAAUUAAAGAGUGAUUCCCCCUGAAAACAGUGAGUUUGGAUGAGGGAAUUUGAAGGGGAAAAGGAGGAGAGUGAUAGGGUGACGUCCCAUUUUCUUUAGGGA
Molecule: messenger RNA, 1378 nt
Organism: Rubroshorea leprosula
Lineage: Eukaryota; Viridiplantae; Streptophyta; Magnoliopsida; Malvales; Dipterocarpaceae
Source: the annotation of a GenBank genome assembly